Cydia pomonella (codling moth) is the source of this 5521-nucleotide messenger RNA. RefSeq lists its product as uncharacterized. The coding region runs from base 282 to 2885 and encodes 867 amino acids. The record is from RefSeq and is a predicted model, not a curated record. Lineage: Eukaryota; Metazoa; Arthropoda; Insecta; Lepidoptera; Tortricidae. The transcript is spliced from 16 exons.
CGCGUAUAUCGUUAUCGUUUCAACGUGGUUUCAACAAAAUCACAAACAAUUGGCUUUGUAUAUGUUUAUUGUUUAAAACUAUGUAGAGUCUGCAUUAAAACUAGAAUUUCGCAAUAACUAGAUAUGCUAUCUUGUUCAAUAUUAUUUGUUAGGUCACAAUCAAAAAAGACUUAAACGUCGUGACGAAUUCAGUUGUUUAUAUCGUUUUGGUACAUUGUAAAUGUACAUAAACGAGCAAAAAAAGAGUCACAGCUUGAUUUAAAUGCAAGUCUCCUUAAAAUAUGGAAUAUCCCAUGUUUCACACCCAGAGAGCGGCUCAAAAUGUGCCGAUAGUCAUAAAGGUUGUUAAUUUGAAGCGAUUCAUGCCAGAAGCACCACUAGAGGUAACACCUAAAUUUAAACGAACUUGGCAUAAGCCAGUUUUACAUACAUCAUCAAAUACUCAUGCAAUCAAGGACAAGGUUCAAGUCCAAAACUGUGUGGUUGAUGUAGACAAAGUCCCAGAAAGUCAGUGUACAAUAGACAAUAUGAGUAACACACAAAUUGACUUAGACUUUAAUGAAAAACAAGUGCUAAGCAACGGAAGCAAAAUCAAGUUUAGAAAUUGCUCGCAUACCCAUGAAGAAUUAUCUCGGUUUCAUGAACUUACUGAUGAUACAUUAGUGAAAGUUGGUGACAUAUUUGAUUCUCGGGAAUCAUUUAAGCAGUAUUUAAAUGAUAAUGCCAAGAGAUGGCAUUACUACUAUGUAUGCCGGAAUAGCAAGAAAACGUUUAUUGAGUACAACUGCAUUUGUAUGGCAUAUAACAUUAAGGAGAGAGAAGUGGUGAUACGAAAACAGAAGAAGCGGACGACUGCCUGCCCUUGCAAAGUACGCCUGGCGAUCAACCAAGCGAACAAAGUGAUUGUGUACUACGUGUGCAACCACCACGACCACCCCACGACCGCCAGCGAGUUCCACCACUACCCGCAUGCUAAAUACCUGCCUCAACAUGUUAAAGAAGAGUUCCUGGAUUUGACGUACCUCGGUUUGGACGUAGACCUGAUACAGAAGUACAUCCACUCCGUUGUCGGCCUCACCAUCAAGAAGAAGGAUAUCUGGUCGUAUGCUUAUAGGUUUAAAAGGAAAAUAUUCAAUAGAAGUAUAAGCGAAGAACGACAGAAAUACAUGGAAGGUUUAAUUGCAAAAAUUCGAGAAACAUACGAUCCACCAUUAGAAAUUCAGCAGCAUGAUUUGCCAAGCGAACAUACCGAAGUCGUUCUAUCCAUCAAAGAAGUUGAUUUGAGACAGGGGAAGACAAUUACAAUACAACGGAAAGCAGACCUGCUCAACCAAGUCCUCGGAGACACCACAGACAACACUGAAGUUAUAGUUCAGUACAUAAACGAAGAAGGCAUAUUAUGCGAUGAACACGGUACACCAGUAACAAACAGUUCUGCUAUAAUGCAGUUUAUUAAUAACUACGCGUGUGUACCUGUUCAAGACUUGCAACAAACUGUGUCCAGUGAAAUCAAUCAGGAACACCCUUUUGAUUAUGUACACGAUGAGAAUACGAUAAUUUACGAAAGUGAACCGUGUGUGGAAGUGACGGUAGGUGCAGUUUUGAAUGACGCCACUGAGUUGGAUGGCAAUGUUGGUUUGGAGAGCUCGAAGCAGGAUGAGGCUGUGAUAUGCGAUAGUUAUGAAAAGAGGUUGUCGCCUACCCCCGACACCCCGGCUGUGUACGCAGAAAUAGAUAAUUUUAAAAAGUAUUAUUACGUUGAUCAUCGGUACAUUCCAUAUGAAGACCAGAAAAGAAAGGAAAAAAAUGUUCUUCAGCACAAAGGAAAUUCUUAUGGUGCCACCAAUCCGUCCAGCUUGCCUCGCGAGGAAUUCAUAAAAGCCCCCGAUUUUGUCUGCCACCCGACGCCAAUCCGCCACUGCUCCGGGCACGAGAACCUCACCCUACUCACCGACACAGACGCCAUCUUGCCCGGGGCCCGGUUCCUCACGCACGACGUUUUCCUCUCGUACAUAAACGAGCGGGCCAACCGCUGGUUCUUCUAUUACUCGAUGGUGGAGAGCGGCAAGUCCCCGGAACAUUAUGUGUAUAAAUGCGUGUACGGGAAGAUCAGGGUGUCAAAGAACGCUUAUCGCGCCAAGGGAUUGAGAAAAAGAAACAAGCUGACCACGCAAUGCCCGUGCCAAAUCCGUCUUAGGCGGUUAGAAGCGGAUCCGACGUACCUCACCGUGUUAUACUCGUGCAACCAUCACGACCACGAGUUGGACUCGACGCAGUUCACCGCGCAACCGCACAGCCGUCGGCUCCCGUCUGUCAUUAAGGAGGAGGUGAAAGACCUGAUAACCCUCGGCGUGGGCACGGAUGUGCUCCGCAAGUACGUGUUCGCCGAAACCGGAGUACGGGUGUACGGAAAGUAUUUCCACAACGUGCGGACCGGGAUGCGGGCGCGCGGCGAGCAGAGACAUUAUAGCGAGGAACGAAUUGCUGCGCUCACCAAGAAGAUCAGAGAUUUGGAAGCGAUGUAUGGAAAUGCAGCGAAAGAAAACCCACCAGCACAACAGAGGAAACCGCCUAACAUAGGUCAAAAGAAAGAAUGUAUCACGCAGGCGGAGCAGGAUGAAACAGUAACGCAAACUCACGAAUAUCUUUCGGACAGAGAUGAUUUUGCUGAGGAAGUCUACAUCAUGCAAGUUGAUAAUCUACCUCUGGAAGACACAGCGAAGCAGAGUAGACUCGAGACCCGACUCCAGAGCCUGUCCUACCACGAGAUCCUGAGCACGGUGAUGGAACUGCAGGAGUCUGUGCGGUGCGAUGUUGUUCGGCGAGACGCGCAUGCUAUGGAGACGAGUGAUUUUGUUAACCCUUUGGCCAGAGACGUCAACUAACAUUGUAUUGUUUUACAGUUAUGUCAAUCGUUGUACAAAUUAUGAUGUUAAUUACGAUACAUGUGCGAAAAAUAGAAAAUUCAAAACGAGUGGCGAUAAAUUAAAACACCGAAGGGAGUGUUUUAAAUCGACACGAGUUGCGAAUUACCUCCCAUAUGUUUCGUAAGUUUUACAGUACAUAUGGCCCUUUAAACUUUCGACAUACUUACGUAAUGUGCUAAUUAAUAUUAUAGUAAUUAAUGGAUAGGGACAACAGUGUGCCAACACUGGGCCAAGAAGGGAAGCCAUCAUAAUUCCGCUACUCGAUGCUAGAUGUCGACUAUGACAAUAAUAAACGUUUUGGUAAGAAAACUGAUGUAUAGAGUGAGCACUCUAUGCUUCCUUAUUUCUCUAUGAUCAUAUAUUGGGUUGUUGCAUGAUUUUUUUCCCACUUCUAAAUUUUCUUGAUAUUUUCAGUAGUCUCGGGAAUAUUCUAGAAUAUAUCUAGUAUGUAGUAGAAUACUCUCGAAUCUUUCACGUAGGGUAUAUAAGCGCGGGCUCGAUUUUAACUAAAUCCCUGUAAUAGGAUUUAGUUAAAAUCGAAAAAAUGGACCAACAACAUCGUCGAGGGAUUUACUUAUAUGAACACAAAUUGGGAACCAGUUCGAGGGAAACUGCAAAUAAGAUUAACACUGCUUUUGGCCCAAACACUACCGAUCGCACAGUACGAAAUUGGUUCCAGCGCUUUAAUGAAGGAGACUUAAGUCUAAAAGACAUUCCUCAUACUGGUCGCCCCGUCACUUUUGACGAAGAAACAUUGCGGCGCGAGCUUGAGUUGCAUCCGGAUUCCACCUCCAUGGAUUUAGAGAAAACUCUGAACUAUCACUACAGUACCAUAGAUCGCCAUCUGCAGUCGUUGGGUUACCGUAAAGUUUUGUCAAGAUGGACGCCUCAUGCUUUGACCGAUGCUCAACGUGCAUGUCGUGUCAACAUUUGUGAAAGUCUGGUGCUGCGCCCCCAAAGAAAAAGCUUUCUGGAGUCGAUCAUCACUGGAGACGAGUCCCGGGUCUUGAACGAGAACGUUACACGAAGAGCCUUUUGGAUGUCUUCCGAUAAACGGCCACCAACACAGCCGAAAAGCAGUCCGCAUGGCCAGAAACUUCUCAUGUCAGUUUUCUGAGAUUUGCAAGGAAUGUUGCUGUGGGAGUUACUGGAGGACCAUCAGACUAUCAAUGCCAAAGCCUACGUGAAUCAACUGGUUGGCGAACGCUGUUAGAGAAAAAAGGCCAAAGCUUCUUGAAGUAUUAUUACUUCAUGAUAAUGCACGACCACAUACGGCGAAAAUAACCUGUAAAUUUCUAGAGGAGCUCAGUUGGAUAACAAUACCUCAGCCACCUUAUAGCCCUGAUCUAGCACCUUCCGACUAUCAUCAUUUACGGGCUUUGAAACAGCGUCUUCGUAAAAAAAAAUUCGAAAAUUAUGGCGACCUAAAACAUUACCUUGCCACCUUCUUUGCCUCUCAGCCACUUUCAUUCUCGGCCAAGGGUAGUGAAAUUUUGCCUAGCAGAUGGUUACAUGUUCCAGAUAAUGAUGGUGAUGAUAUUGUCGAUUGAUUGUUUUAAUACAUAAAUAUUACAAAAAAAUAGUUUUAUUUCAAAGUGGAAAAAUAAUUAUGCAACAAUUCUAUAUAUGAACAUUUAAUGAGUGCGAAAGAGACGCUCAAAGUUAAAAAAAGUGAUAUGUUUUUGGAUUCGUAGCGGCCGGCUUGAAUGUGACAAAACGUAAGCUAACUGGAAAAUACGUGAAAUUGGAUUCAGGAGAUACGAUGUGGUGUGAUGUGGAGGUGGUUGUGUCAUGGAAUAUCCUAUUACAAAAGAAAUUUACGUAAUAACUAAUCACAUAUUAAUUCUGAUUUCAAUACUUGCAAUGACACUUAACAUGAUUCCGAUUUUUGAAGCGAUCUGAUUGUCUUCUGCGGUGGCACUGGUUCCAUUUUUAUCACUUGUCAUUAUGUCCGUCACUUUCGCGCUUACAUACUUGUUAGAACGUGACAGGCAUGGUGACAGAUGAUAAAGAGCCGACCAUCUUAGCCCUACUGAUUAGGCAAAAGUAGAAGAAAUUGUUUUUUGACGCGGACAUUUUUUUGGCCUUUUUAUAGAGGGUUGGGUGACUUUUUUUUUUACUAUUUUCUAAUCAGAACACGAUACCAAAUAUACCCUUAAAAGGAUCCCCACCAUUUUCUAAUUAAAAUUAUAGGCAAGCAAGCCAAGAAAAUACAGCAACACAAUUUGCUUAAUCUGACACUUAUAACAAUGGCAAAAGUAAUCAAAUUUAUCCACUCACUUCCAAUUUUUGCGACGAGUAGAUUCAUAAAUUUCAUAUACUGGUCAUUCAAUCAAUUCGCGACCGCUGCGAGCAGUCGGCCGAGGGCACUGCUCACGAUGCCUGAAGGGUUUUUGGUGUUCAAGGAGAUUAUCUAUCAUUGAAUUGGACGAUGUGUAUGCUCAGCUUCAGAGAAAAAGUACCCCUACUGCUUACAAAACUUCUAUGCUGGGGUAUUUUUUCUUUGCAGCUGACUGUACUAUGCAACUAGGUUAGAAUUUUUAUAAAUGAUAUUGAAAUCAGUAAAUUAUGAAAUAAAUCGUAAUAUUUUAUUA